CCCGUAGGUGCCAUGCUGUCAAUGGACUCAGGAUCCUAUCAGCCGCGCAGAACAAUGAGCUCUGAGGCCAUGGCCUGCUGCCGGUGCGGUGCUAGCCGCAGUUUAUCACACUUCUCGAAACACUUUGAUCACCUGCCUGCAAAUGGCUGGGAGGACUGGUAUAAAUGCGGCCGUCUGCACGGACAGCUCACUCGUUCAGUCGCAGCUGAGCUGGAAUAUAGACAGAUGGCCAUGCCGACCGUACACGGUAAACUCCUGCCCGGAGACUUCGCUCAGUUCCAGCCGUUUCCAUCCGGAGCCCUCGAGAGGAGCACCAGCGCUCAGCUCACAGACUACAGCCUGCAGGACAGUGUGAGGCAGGUAAAGCCCAGCAGGCAGAUAGAACCCAGAGUGGACAGCAUGGCCCUGCUGACACACCGCAGAAAGAGAACCAACUUCACUCAGCAGCAGAUCGAAGUUCUGGAGAAAGUAUAUUCUGACACCAAAUAUCCUGAUAUUUACUUAAGGGAGAGACUGGAAGCUUUGACUGGUUUACCAGAAUCUAGAAUUCAGGUGUGGUUUCAGAACAGACGUGCCAAGUCCAGACGGCAGGUAGGAAUGCCCAUUCCCAUGAAGCCCAGAGGAAACAGCCAGAAUGCGACCAAAGUGCCUACAUCCUCUUUCCCGGUGUUACAAACCCAGCCUGAUCUUCAGCAGAUGGCCAGCUUUGCCCUGAGGGACUCCUUCACCCAACCAAUGAUCAGCGCAGAGCAGAGGCACUGCAGGGCUGCAGAUCACAGUUAUGACUCAACCGCCAUAUCAGGGCUAUUUGGUACAACUGAAGAUACAAUCAAAACAGACCAUACCAAGCAAGACAUGGCACCCUGCAGCAGCCUCUAUCAGUUUCACAGGGCAGUCGGACACGUACCGGCUCAAAACAAACUGGAAUCUGCACCUAAACACGUGUUGGUGGACUAUGACAAUUUCCCUCCGAACAGGACCAUCGGCCCCGACAUGAAAGUGGUCAUUCCUCCCAUUCCAACACAGAUGAACUUCCGCAGGUCAUCACCCAAACAGCUCACCUGUCCAGUCCAGCACAUGCCAAUCAGAAUGCAGCAGGAAAGCUUUGGUCAUUUUUCACCAAUUCGCAGUGAUGCAGGAGAGUUCUCAGAUUCUGACUCUGACUGGGAGAAGGAGGCCAUGGCUAGCUUUGCUGGUUUUAUGUAGUAGCUUACAGUUAAUACUAGGACUGUUGUCACACACUGUCCCACCACCACAAUGAGUCAUAGACAA
Molecule: messenger RNA, 1272 nt
Organism: Pygocentrus nattereri (red-bellied piranha)
Lineage: Eukaryota; Metazoa; Chordata; Actinopteri; Characiformes; Serrasalmidae
Gene: mixl1
Product: Mix paired-like homeobox
Exons: 4
Coding region: 13-1206 (397 amino acids)
Biological process (GO): endoderm development; endoderm formation; hematopoietic progenitor cell differentiation
Molecular function (GO): RNA polymerase II cis-regulatory region sequence-specific DNA binding; DNA-binding transcription activator activity, RNA polymerase II-specific
Source: RefSeq, a predicted model, not a curated record